GAGAGAAAUAGGCAGAGAGAGCAUGAGAGAGAAGAGACUGGGAGACAGAGGCAAAGAGAGAGUGAGAGAGAGAGAGAAAGAAAGAAGAAGAAAUAGAGCGAGAGAGAGAAAGAGCAGGGAGAGGGCUGGAGAAGGGAGAGAGCGAGAGAAAGAGAAGGGAGAGAGAAAGAGUAGGGAGAGAGUGAGAGCGAGAGCGAGUGAGACGCUGACACUGAGAGAGACGCACACUGUAAAAGAGGCAGAGUCAACAGCUACAGCAACAGAGCUCCCGUUCUCUCUCACACACAGACAGAGAACCAGACCCAUUCCAGGGGAGACGGUGAGCACACACCCCCACUGAGGAGCACCGUCUCUUGGGAGGAGAUCCCACACCCCGCCCCUCCUCCGUCUGUGUGUUUUUGCAAAAAAACUGGAAGAGAGACAUAGAAGAGAGUGAAGGAAGGAGGGAUGAGUGGCUUGUUUGCCACAGCUGCUGAUGCUAGAGGCUGAGAACGAGGGACGCUGACGAAGAGAGAGAGAAAAAGGGAUCUGAAGACCAGAGGAUUGGAGGAGAGGUAGACUGGCACAUGUAGAGCUUCUCAAACAUAUGGACAGAGACAAGAGAGGGACACAGUGUCGGGGAACACACACACAUCACACGCACAAACAUCACACACACGUCACACACACACACAGGCACCGAUGAGGAGGGAACAGGGACCACGCUUCAGUCCUGGGUGUGUGGUAAACUGACCCAGCCUGUGAUAGGCUAGGAGUCAGAUCAGGACCACCAGGGCCAUGACUGGCUCCCCGGGCAUCAGUGGGCAGUCCCUGUCACCAUGGCGGUGGCUGAGUCGCUGGGGGCCGAUCCUGCUGCUGGUUACCAUGACAACCCUACUGCCAGGUUGUUGCCAGGCAUGCCCUCCACGGUGCGAGUGCUCGGCCCAAAUCCGGUCCGUCUUGUGCCAGCGGCGGCGGCUCACCGGCAUCCCAGAGGGCAUCCCCACGGAAACUCGCCUCCUGGACCUCAGCCGGAACCGUCUCCGCUGGGUGGAGAUGGGUGACCUGGCGCCGUAUCCACACCUUGAAGAAGUGGACCUGAGUGAGAACCUCAUUGCCACACUGGAGCCCAACGCGUUCGCCAACCUGCAGAGCCUCCGGGUGUUACGGCUGAGGGCGAACCAGUUGAAACUUGUACCCAUGGGGGCCUUCGCCAAGCUGGUCAACCUGACCACGCUGGACCUGAGUGAGAACAAGCUGGUGAUUCUAUUGGACUACACGUUCCAGGACCUGAGGAGUCUAAGACACCUGGAGGUGGGAGACAAUGACCUGGUCUACAUCUCUCAUGAGGCCUUCUCUGGCCUGCUAGGGAUGGAGGAUCUGACCAUUGAACGCUGCAACCUGACUUCCAUCUCUGGCCAGACGCUGUCCUACCUACGCAGCCUGGUCACUUUGCGACUACGCCAGCUCAGCAUCCCCGCCCUGGAGGACCAUAACUUCCGUAAGCUGGCCAACCUCCGGGGGCUGGAGAUCGACAACUGGCCUUACCUGGAAUACAUCUCCCCCCUGAGCUUCCAGGGUCUGGACCUGUACUGGCUGUCCAUCACCAACAGCAACAUCACCUCCGUCCCCUCGUCCUCCUUCAGAAACCUGAUCCACCUCACCCAUCUCAACCUGUCCUACAACCCCAUCACCACCCUGGAGCCUUGGGCCUUCAGGGACCUGCUGAGGCUCAAAGAGCUGAUCAUGGUGAACACGGGCCUGGCUACGGUGGAGCCCCACUCCCUGGGAGGCCUCAGACAGAUCCGGGUCCUCAACUUCUCCUCCAAUGACCUCCAGACUCUGGAGGAGGGAUCGUUCCACUCUGUCAACAGCCUGGAGACGCUGCGGGUGGAUGGGAACCCACUGCUGUGUGACUGCCGUUUGUUGUGGAUCCUGCAGAGACGCAAGACCCUCAACUUUGACGGCAGGGUGCCUGUGUGCGCUGGGCCGGUGGAGGUGCAGGGGAACAGCCUCAGCACCUUCACCGACUCAGCGCUCUUUGAUCACUUCACCUGCCAGAAGCCCAAGAUACGAAACCGCAAGCUUCAACAGGUGACAGCUCGUGAGGGCCAGCCAGUGAGUUUCCUCUGCAGUGCCGUGGGAGAGCCCGCCCCCAACAUCAUGUGGAUCUCCCCUCAGCGCCGACUAAUCACAGCCAAGAGCAAUGGUCGCAUCACCGUCCUCCCAGGAGGGACGUUGGAGAUCCGCUAUGCUCAGGUCACCGACAGCGGCACCUACAUGUGCAUCGCCAGCAAUGCCGGGGGCAAUGACACUUACUUUGCGAUGCUCACGGUUCGGGGCGCGCCGCUGGAUGCCUCGUCGGCCUUCUUCGCCAACCGCUCGAUGUAUGGCGGCGAGUUCUUCAACGACACAAACCUGAAUAGCACUCGCGUCUUCCUCAAGUUCACCCUGGACCUGACCACCAUACUGGUCUCCACAGCGAUGGGCUGCAUCACCUUCCUGGGCGUGGUGCUUUUCUGUUUCCUGUUGUUGUUUGCAUGGAGCCGGGGGCGGGGCCAGCGUAAGAACAACUUCACCGUCGAGACCCCUUUCCGGAAGGCCGAGGGACCGGCGGCGGUGGGUGGCGCCGGAGGUGCCCGGAAAUUCAACAUGAAGAUGAUAUGAUACCAUGCAGCC
Oncorhynchus keta (chum salmon) is the source of this 2658-nucleotide messenger RNA. Its product is annotated as leucine-rich repeat and immunoglobulin-like domain-containing nogo receptor-interacting protein 3. Gene Ontology annotation, molecular function: protein binding. NCBI's taxonomy places the organism in Eukaryota, Metazoa, Chordata, Actinopteri, Salmoniformes, Salmonidae. The transcript is spliced from 4 exons. The coding region runs from base 778 to 2646 and encodes 622 amino acids. The record is from RefSeq and is a predicted model, not a curated record.